UCUGUCCUUGUUGGUACACAGUCAAGGACCGAGGAAAAAGCUAGUGCUGACACAGAGAUGGAAGAAAUUCCAUCUCCUGUACCUUCAACCUCUGUACAGGAUAAAGGACCAAUUGAUGGUGGUGAGCCUGUCGUAGUUGGUACACAGCGAGGGACAGAUGAAAAACCAACUGCUGACACAGAGAUGGUAGAAAAUCCAUCAGGUUUACCUGCAACAUCUGGACAGGGAGAAGAACAUGGUGCCGGUCUUGAGAGUGAAGCAAAUGUUGGGGAGCAACCAGAAAUUUAUGAGGAUAAUGAUAGAGAUACAUCUUCUCAGGCUGAACACACCGAGGAACCCGGUGUAAGUGUUGAUGCGGGAGAUGUACCCAAUGUAGUUGCAGAGAGUAAAGUGGAUGACUUAUUAGCAAUACAUAGAGAUAUCUUAUAA
Arabidopsis lyrata subsp. lyrata is the source of this 429-nucleotide messenger RNA. RefSeq lists its product as uncharacterized. The coding region runs from base 58 to 429 and encodes 123 amino acids. The record is from RefSeq and is a predicted model, not a curated record. Lineage: Eukaryota; Viridiplantae; Streptophyta; Magnoliopsida; Brassicales; Brassicaceae. The transcript is spliced from 5 exons.